GUGUCAGAAAAGUUACCACAGGGAUAACUGGCUUGUGGCAGCCAAGCGUUCAUAGCGACGUUGCUUUUUGAUCCUUCGAUGUCGGCUCUUCCUAUCAUUGUGAAGCAGAAUUCACCAAGUGUUGGAUUGUUCACCCACCAACAGGGAACGUGAGCUGGGUUUAGACCGUCGUGAGACAGGCGCAGUUUCGGAUCCUCCUAAAAGGGAGUGGAAAGGCUAUAAGGGCGCCCUUGGAAAGUUUUUGUAGAAAGACGAUCCCUGCACCUCGCAGCUCAUUUACAAGAAAUCCGUGAGCCAUAGAUACCUUGAACGCACGUGGCGCCCAAGGCUUCUGCCGAGGGCAUGCCCGCCUGAGCAUCAUUGGAUUCCUCACGAGCUCACCACCUUCCGUUUGGGAGAGUGGUGGGGUCCGUGGUAGUGGCUUCCCUCGCUUCCCACUUGGAGAGCGUCCCUCGCUUCCCACUUGGAGAGCGUCUAUAGCCUAAAGUGGAAGGGAAUCGGAGAGCAUACCGAGCGGGCCUGUGGGGGCCGCAGCCCAGAGUGGUGCGUUUCGCUCCGCCCUGUUGUUGCCCUCCAGCACCCGUUUGUGGGUGGUGGUCUUCGUUUCCCUGAAAACGGCACGUAAGGUCAUCCCUCCGGUUUUUGUGGUCGCCGCCUUCCGUUCGCUCCCAUCCGCUGGAGGUGGGCUUGCGGUUGGGGGUGUCGGCCUUUUGAUCUCAGGUCAGGCGGGAUUAACAUGGUUGUUAUCGUGAGAGAGAGAGAGAGAGAGAGAGAGAGAGAGAGAGGGAAUUGGAUCGUUUCUCGUCUGCUAACGGGCGGUCGAAUCUAUGUGUCAUCCAGCCAGCAAGCCAGGCAGCUGCUACAUAAAAAACCUGUGGAAGCCAUCAUUUAUAGACAUGACAAGAGGCCAAAACGACUCUAUUUACGUGUAUAUUUUGUGCGGUUAGAGAUAGUUCAUCGAUGGCAAAGAGCAAUCAGGCGCGUUCGACGGAAAAAGCGACAGCCGUCGGCGGUUCAUCUCGCCGAAGACCCGGCAACUACGGCGGCGGUGCGAAUUCCGACCCCGCCCCGCCUCCUCCUCCGGUUGUGGAAGGUAUCAUCCCUCUCUAUGUCUCCGUCGAUCUGGCAGACACGGAGUUUCGGGAGACCUUCUUGUGGAAACAAGAGAACCGUGAAGAGAGCGCCAGUCUCCCGCCAUUGAUCUCGCGCCAGCUUUGUCGAGAGAUGGGUCUUCCUGUUUCGUACGAACGUCUGAUCGAAGCUCAGAUAAGGGCCGGGCUGAAGAAAUUCGCGGGAAAGGAAGAUUUUGGGGGGGAAGCGUUGGUCACACUCGACCUCUCAGUUGAAUUUGGCAACGAGAUAUAUAAAGAUAAGGUGCAGUGGGAUCUGAACGAGUCGCAGAAUUCUCCGGAGAUGUUCGCGUGGCAGGUUUGCGAAGACCUGCGGCUGAAAGUCGACUUCAUGGAACCCAUAGCCGUCACAGUCAGGGAGCAGAUAGAGCAGCAUCGCCAGCGAUUACUGAAGGACUGGUCGGCGGGUUUGGCGAUGACCGGUCCGUCUACGUCUCCUCGGGGUAUGGCAACCUGUCUUUCUUCGCCUCUGCCUGACGCGGGGAGAGUCGAGAGGACGUUGGCAGACAGAGAAGUGUGGGGUCCAGAGCUAUGGCGGAUGGAAUGACGUCAUCAUGAAAGAAUACUGAAUCGACGGCGGAAGGGAAGUAGCGAAGGGGACGAGGCAACGGAAAGGUAAACGUGAGAGAGAUAAUUAACAGAAAGAAAAACAACCGUUAGCGAUCCGGAGUUUUAGCGGAUGGAAUUAUGAUGUAAAUGAACGAGAAAUCCGGGC
This is a messenger RNA of Chara braunii, 1845 nucleotides long. Lineage: Eukaryota; Viridiplantae; Streptophyta; Charophyceae; Charales; Characeae. The record is from the annotation of a GenBank genome assembly.